AUGAUAUCAGUAGCAUUUCAUGGAACAAGAGCAUAUCUUAUAGACAAAAGUCUUAUACCAAUAGUUUUGUUAUGGUUAGACCCAGUUGUUGGAUAUAACUUCAUAACAUAUGGUUCAUUCGAUACGGAACGUUGCAGUGAAGGCUUAGUUUAUAUCGUUCAGAAACCGAAGGACUUCAACACAAAAAGAUAUAAGAUAGGAAGGACAUAUAAUAUAACUCAAAGAUAUGACAGUACAGUCAAUAGAGUCAAGGUUGUGUUUGUUAAUGAUAUGAGAGCUGCUGAAACAGAACUGCUUGAAGUUUUUGAGAAAAUGUAUGGUGCUCCCACGAAAGGUAAAGAAACGUUUGAAGUAGAUGAGAUAGAUAAAGCUAUAAAAUUAUUUGACAAAGUUGCUGAAAAAUACAUGUAA
Messenger RNA from Trichomonas vaginalis G3, 411 nucleotides. Its product is annotated as organellar and viral DNA polymerase type B. NCBI's taxonomy places the organism in Eukaryota, Parabasalia, Trichomonadida, Trichomonadidae. Bases 1 to 411 code for a protein of 136 amino acids. The transcript has a single exon. The record is from RefSeq and is a predicted model, not a curated record.